GUUUCACCAGCGCAGUCCUCUACUGCUGACUUACAGUUAGUGGGAGACUGUUGUCCUCUGUUGUUUGUGUGUAUGUUAAUAAUCCUCUUGUGUGCUUGAAAUACGUGAAAUUACGAGAAGGAAAAAAAAUAUUAUUUGUGAGUAAUUUCAUUCGAAGAUCUAUUCAUCGUAAAGUGGAAUAAGUGUUAUCGCUGUUCGGGAGAAGAGAUUCACCAUUUCGCCAUGGACGUCGGCUAGAGAAAUUCAGAUUAGCUGCCUGUGCUAUCGGCCAUAACAGGAACUGCGUUUGCCUAUAUGGGUGUACAAGUGGGCGCGGAGAUGGAGCCAGAAGUAGUGGGUGGCCUGGUUAUGGGCGUGUCCCUGGGCGUGGCUGCUCUUCUCUGCACUGGACUUUGUCUCGGCCUCUGGUGCAGGCGUCUGCGGGGCCACGACGGCGACCCGAGUCCCGCGACCUUCCUGGUGAGCAAGCGGAAGGCAGGAGCUUACACAACGUCCGACCACCCCAUGGCUUUCGUCCUCCCCUCUAUCCCACAGAGCGAUGCCGGCAGCGAGCCCCACACACCCACGCCCACGAUUCUCACGCCCACAGAGAGAGCCAAGAAAACAUGUGCUACAGGAGUGCCCACGGUUUACGGUAGACAGGAUGACGAGAACGCCCCUGUACAUAGAUGGGAGGUCGUGUCCCACACCAUGUGCUCGUGCCCGAUCCCGAACACGCCCCCGCCCUCCUAUACGCCGCCCACGCCCUACACUCCACCGACGCCCUACAGCCCGCCCACCUCCUACUCCGCCCCCGUCGCGAAGUGCCGGUCUUGCACGCCCGCCUACGCCCGCGGAGCCCCCCGCCCCCGCUCGGCUUCCCCAAGGGCGACGCCCCUCACGUUACCCCUCGGGAGGAAGAAGAGGCCAGCGCCCCAGCCUCCUGUGCAGGGGACGCCUCAGCUCUCGCCCACACAGGGAGGCAACUUCGCCUACCAGCCGAUGCCACGCCCGCGCUCUGCCUCGCCCAAUACCUUCUUGAAGUCGCCCGCUACGCCCACGCCGCCCCCGAGGUCUAUCUUCAUGAAAAACAGAGGGGCUUGGGGAUUAGACGAACUCCGAGAAGCCCUCAGACAGGCGUGCACAGACGAGGGCGAGGUCAGGUCACCCACCUACCCUGACCCUGGAGAUGUCACGACCCCGGAUUCUAUUGAUGGCUGGGGACCUGUGUGGACACCUGCCUCUAGCAUUGGCUCGGGCGGCGGGUGCGGUCUGGGCGAACUGCGGGUCCGGGUUCGCUACACAGUGAGAACGAGGCUCCUGAAGCUUAUGAUUCUCUCCGCUGACCACCUGCCUUUGAGACUCGGUCCUGAACCUCUCGACACUUACACAAAGGCCGUAAUGCUCCCAGAGAAACGAGUGAGAUUCAACACCCGCGCUGUGUCCGCCGUCACCCAUGCCUCGUUCAACGCUUCCUUCACCCACGCCGCCCGCCCGUCUCGCCUCGCCCACGCCACCCUCAGGUUCUCCGUCUGCCAGGUGACAGGAUGCGGACGGCGGGUCGUGGUUGGCUACGCAGCCGUACCCUUGUCUCAGGUAGGGUUCAGGGUAGGCCUAUCCCUAGACCUCGACACCGGGCCUCUCACUCUCCACCUGCAGGAGAGCGCACCGGACCAGCAGGUGGGUCUUGGUGGCCAGCUGCAGGUGGGACUCAGUUGGGACUCGGAGCACAGCGACCUGACCAUCAGUGUCCUUCACUUAGCCGGCCUUCAGUACGAUAACCAACGUGAUUCAGUGCAAGUCUACGUCAAAGUUACAGUGUACACUAACAACACCAUCCUUUGCUGGCGUCGAACGAGCCCUCGUCCCAUUGAGAGUGAGAUGACGCUGUUCGAGGAGGACCUUAUCCUUCGCAUGCCCGAGUUGGACCUCGACGCCACGCACCUCGUCCUCAGUGUGAGAGAGAGAACCGGGCCAGGCUGCGGGCGGCGAGUGCUUGGGUCGUGCCUUGUGGGUUUGGGCGGCUGCGUGGGCGAGGACGGGCGUCACCACUGGCUGGACAUGCUGCGCGCCGCCCCCGACAUCGUGGUGAGGACCCACCCACUGGCCGCCCACGCUUCCUACCACGACGUGCUGCCCAAGGACUUUCUCCUCGCCAUGGCCCCCCCUCCGCCCCCGCCCAAGGACCAGGUGUCUCCAGAGCACUGUCAACGCGCCCCGAGUCAGGGCGGUCCCCACGCCCACCGGUGCGGCGAGAGUGACGAGCCUUCGCCGCCGCCCAUCCCCAUCGCCGCGAGGAGGAAUACGGCGCCCGCCCACGCCAACGGGAACGUAAGCCCGAAAGCCGCCCAUGAGACCGCCGCCCGCGAAACAACCGCCCAUGACGACCUCCCCAGGGAAGAAGCCACGCCCUCUCCCCGCGAUUCGGUCUACGAGGACGCCCACAGCACCCUCGAUUCCCUCCAGCCCAUGGAAUGCACGCCCACGCAGCCGACCGAGUCACAGCCCGAACACCAAGAUAAUAUCUAUGCCAACGACGAGCCGAUCUACGAGAACAUCGACGACCUUCAAGCGUCGAUCGGCUGCCCGACACCCGAGCCGACGCGCGGCGAGAGGCUGUGAGGCGCGGGGGCGGCAGGCAGGGCGGACUUAUGUAUAAAUCCGUAUAUGUACUUACAGACAUACAUACAUUCACACAUGGAUAUAUAGAUAUUUUCAUAACCAUAUGU
This is a messenger RNA of Penaeus chinensis, 2708 nucleotides long. RefSeq lists its product as uncharacterized. Gene Ontology annotation, biological process: cellular response to calcium ion; calcium-ion regulated exocytosis; regulation of calcium ion-dependent exocytosis. Gene Ontology annotation, molecular function: phosphatidylserine binding; calcium ion binding; calcium-dependent phospholipid binding. Bases 295 to 2601 code for a protein of 768 amino acids. The record is from RefSeq and is a predicted model, not a curated record. The transcript has 12 exons. NCBI's taxonomy places the organism in Eukaryota, Metazoa, Arthropoda, Malacostraca, Decapoda, Penaeidae.